CCACCACCCCACCCCGCUCCUCAUCAGCAUGCCCUUCCCCACGCGCGCAGCCCCAGCCGUCGAGUCCUCACCGCUCGCUCUCCCGCCGCUCCAACAAGCCCUGCAUCACGAGCUCUUCGCUCGUCCCGCCGCACUCGCCCAGCGCAGCGCCUAUGCCGACUUCUGGCGCGCCCAGAGCUCGGCGCAGGGCAAGGACGGACAGAGCACGCGGCGCUUCGGACGCGACAUUGUCGAUGCGGACUUCUUGGACGAGGCGAUAGCGCAGCGUAAGGCGGCACUGGAGAAGAAGAGGGCGGAGAAGGCGGCCAGAGAUGCAGUCGUCAACAGCGCGGCGGAUCUGUCUGUCCUUUCCAUCUCCCUCUCCUCCUCUGCCCCUACCACGUAUCUCGAUCCACUCGACGGAGAGGAGGAGACAGCACUCUCGGCACACUCUGAUCUGCGCGAGCUUGCGAGGGCGCGCGACUCGAGGGCGCUGCAGUAUUUGCGACUCGAGCGGGAAGUGUCUCGUCUCAAAGCUGAGCGUAUGAAGGUUGGCGCUUCCAUCUCCGCCAAGCGUACCGAGACAUCGAGCCUCCUAGCCGCCCUUCAACAACGACCGGAGAGCGGCAGGACACGAGUGAGAGCACUGCAGGGCGACGAAGGCGCCAGAGUGAGAAGGCUGGAGAAGGCACUGGGCGCCGCUAGGGGCAAGAGAGAGAUGGUCAGAGGCGUGCUGCGGGGCCUAGUCCUGGAAUCAGGGCUCGACUGGCUGGCAGACGAUGCGCUCAAGGAGGCGCUGUUGGGCAUGGGGGAUGAGGGUGAAAGCGACGAGGAGGACGAGGGGGAGAUGAGCGACGAGGGAGAUGAUUGAGAUUGGAAGACUUGACUCGGGGGCAAGCAUGGAGGAGAGAGGCGUUGCGAGGUUUUCAUCCCACACGCUCGGACGCUCAGCCGCUCGGUGCCUCCGGGCGCUGUGUGAAGGAGGAGAAUCUGAUGUAUACCCAGGUCUUGCAGCCGUGCCUUGCUUUGUGUGCUUUGCAGCUGGUUGCGCGCCUCGCUGGCGGCUCUCGCCCGCAGCUGCCAUCGUGCCAAUGGCUCUGGCAAGCCGUCGGGGAAUCC
Tilletiopsis washingtonensis is the source of this 1098-nucleotide messenger RNA. RefSeq lists its product as hypothetical. Lineage: Eukaryota; Fungi; Basidiomycota; Exobasidiomycetes; Entylomatales. Gene Ontology annotation, biological process: kinetochore assembly. Gene Ontology annotation, cellular component: kinetochore. The record is from RefSeq and is a predicted model, not a curated record. The transcript is spliced from 4 exons. Bases 29 to 850 code for a protein of 273 amino acids.